Messenger RNA from Notodromas monacha, 1748 nucleotides. Lineage: Eukaryota; Metazoa; Arthropoda; Ostracoda; Podocopida; Cyprididae. The record is from the annotation of a GenBank genome assembly.
AUGAAGGAUGAGAUAUGGAAGACCAUCACAUCGCGGAGAAAUUGCGCGAAAGCGAAAAACGUCGUUGUUUUCAUCGGCGACGGAAUGGGGAUUCCAGUCAUCACGGCAGCGCGGAUUCUGAAAGGGCAGAAAGCCGGGAAAACAGGAGAGGAGACAUUCCUGAACUUUGAAAGAUUUCCCUACACGGGGCUCAUGCGGACAUACUGUACGGACAAGCAAGUGCCUGAUUCAGCAUGCACAGGAACAGCCCUUUUUGGCGGCAUCAAGGCACCCUACUACACUCUCGGUGUCGACGUUCAUGCCAAGUUCGGAGAUUGCAAGGCAACAAUGAAGUACAAAAGCUACUUUCCCGAAUCCAUCAUGACUCAUGCACAAGCUGCGAAAAAACUGACUGGAUUCGUCACGACAUCCCGAGUAACGCAUGCCACACCUGCUGCGACUUACGCUCACUCUCCGCACAGAGACUGGGAAUGUGACGGGAAAUUGCCCCCGGAGGCAACGGAAUGCAAGGACAUCGCCAGGCAAAUGAUCGAAGACGCGCCUGCAAGAGACUUCCAUGUUAUGAUGGGAGGAGGGCGUCAGUUCUUUUUCCCCAACGAAACCUACAACCAAAAUAGAUCCGAGGCCCAAUGCCAGCGGCGAGAUGGUCGCAAGCUCGUGGAAACAUGGAUCAACGACAAGAAGAGCAGGAACGCGACCUACAAAUACGUAACGACGACAUCCGAGCUUCAAGAUGCCAUGAGGAACAAACCAGAUUACCUACUCGGGUUGUUCAGCAGCAGUCACAUGAGUUACGAAAGCGAGAGGAACACGUCACCAAACGGAGAACCGAGUCUCGCAGACAUGACUGAAGCGGCGAUUAAUAUCUUGGAAAAUGACAAAGGGUUUCUUCUCAUGGUUGAGGGGGCGAAAAUCGAUCACGCGUUGCAUGACAAUAACGCACGGCGGAGUCUCGAAGACCUCCUCGCUUUGGAGGAAGCAGUUGAACGUGCUCUCAGAAAGACGAGUCAACUGGACACACUCAUCAUCGUUACUGCUGAUCAUUCGCACACACUGACGAUAAAUGGCUACCCAAGCAGAGGAAAUCCUAUCUUGGGCAUAGCGGAAAAACAGACUGAUUUUGGACUCCCGUACACAACCCUGAUGUUUGCCAACGGUGUCGGUUACAAUUACACCAACAACGGAACACACAUUUUGUGGCGGAAUCUUACCAACGUGGAUACCGAGGCACUGGAUUUCCGACAGCAGGCAGCCAUUUACCGCGAAGACGGAGAUGAGACCCAUGGCGGCGAGGACGUUGCAGCUUAUGCCAUCGGACCGUGGGCCCAUUUGAUAACUGGAGCACACGAGCAACCCUACGUUGCUCACGUCGCGAAUUACGCCGCAUGCCUGGGAGAUUACGCCGAGAUGUGUCAGAGCUCCAUGCGAAAAGCGAGCUGUGGAAUCGAAGUUUCCUCGGCAAAUACUGCUGGAGGGAUCCACGCCGUUUUCAUUAUCAUCGCGUUCUCAAUGAGCUACAGCAUGCUUCAUUUCUGAUCUGAUUUAAGUUAUUUGCAGCAUAUUCAUAGCUUUGAUCUCAGUGUCCAGGGCUGCUGGCACAAGCCUGUAUGCCACCGGUGUGCAAACCCUCAGCACUUAACUCUUCUAUGCAUGAACAACUGCAAUCAGACCUAAUAAUGUGUAUGAAGUGUUCCCUGCUGAAUAUUUGUAAGAAAUGAAUGAAUGGAUUUUGAUUUUUCAUAGUAAAA